Messenger RNA from Eurytemora carolleeae, 642 nucleotides. Its product is annotated as dihydrofolate reductase. Gene Ontology annotation, cellular component: mitochondrion. NCBI's taxonomy places the organism in Eukaryota, Metazoa, Arthropoda, Copepoda, Calanoida, Temoridae. The transcript has 7 exons. Gene Ontology annotation, molecular function: NADP binding; dihydrofolate reductase activity. The annotation marks the transcript as partial. Gene Ontology annotation, biological process: tetrahydrofolate biosynthetic process; folic acid metabolic process; dihydrofolate metabolic process. The record is from RefSeq and is a predicted model, not a curated record.
AAACUUGACAAUUAUUUUUUAUUAAGUGAAAACCUCGGCAUCGGUAAAAAUGGAGAACUCCCCUGGCGUCUAAAAAAUGAACUGAAAUAUUUUGCCAAUCUCACUAAAACCACACAAACCCCAGCUAAAAAGAAUGCUGUGCUGAUGGGUCGGAAAACCUGGGAAUCUAUCCCAGCUAAAUUCCGCCCCUUGAAGGAUAGAAUCAAUAUUGUUCUCACGUCACAGGCUGAGUUGGUGAAGGUUGAGGAGGGGGUUUAUGUUUGCCCGGAUUUUCCUUCAGCCCUAGAUCUUCUCAACACAAAACUGAGAGAAGAAAUUGAGAUCUGCUGGGUGAUUGGUGGCUCCUCAGUUUACCAGGAAGCGUUGAAAUCUCCAGAAUUAUCAAGAUUAUACAUCACAAGAAUUAAAAAGGAUUUCGACUGCGAUGCAUUUUUCCCUGAACUAGAAGCUGAUUGGAUUAAGCAAUCUGAUUCUGAGAGCAAUUCGAUCCAACAGGAAGAGGACGGUAUCAAAUAUGAGUAUGAAGUCUAUGAACGGAAAACUGAAUAAUCAGAAAUGAACCAACCAUGUUAAAGCACUGAAUAUCUGAAUCGUAGAAAUGAAUAAAAGAUUUUAUUUUUGUACUUUUAUAUUUCAGAAAAA